Molecule: messenger RNA, 2150 nt
Organism: Juglans regia (Persian walnut)
Lineage: Eukaryota; Viridiplantae; Streptophyta; Magnoliopsida; Fagales; Juglandaceae
Product: pentatricopeptide repeat-containing protein At3g02490, mitochondrial-like
Exons: 1
Coding region: 86-2053 (655 amino acids)
Biological process (GO): RNA splicing
Molecular function (GO): protein binding
Source: RefSeq, a predicted model, not a curated record
CAAAACUUGCAUCCCCUCUUAAACCCUAAUCUGUCCCCUCUCGUAUACCAAUUGUGUAUUGCUAGAACUCUUCAUCCCCAAAAGCAUGAGACACCAAUGGCGAUUGCUUCUCCUCGGACGCCACCACCUUCUCCGAUCUCAGCUUCACAUUCAUUCUCACUCCUCGCAUUUCCAGGUACUCUCCGAUCCCAACCUCCCAUCACUCCACUCUCUCAAUUCACUCUUCUACUGCACAGCUCCGCAACCCAUUUCAGAUUCCCAAUUCACAAACUCUACGAAUACGAUUUCUAGUAGACUGUCGUCUGAACCAGCCCUCGAAGAGAAAGAUUCGGAUCACAUAGUUAUAGCCGAUAUUUUUGCAAAAGCUAUGGGUGUCGAUGAUACUAGGAAAGAGUUGGACUUGAGCGAUGUCGUGCUUAGUCAUGAAUUGGCAUUGAGGGUUUUAAAUAGGCUCGAGUCAAGCCCCGAUGCAGCGAAGAGAUUUUUCGAUUGGGUUUUGGAGAGUGAUAGCGAAAGAUUGAGCUCUAAAUCGUAUAAUUUGAUGCUAGGGAUUCUUGGUAAUUAUGGGUUUGUGAAUGAGUUUUGGGAUUUGGUUGAGGCUAUGAAGAAAAAAGGGUAUGGGAUAUCCAAGGGCGUGCAAAAUAAGGUCUUGGAGAAGUUUGGAAAGGAUGGAUUGGGUAGUGAUAUUGAGAAACUGAGGGGUGUGUAUGCAUCGGGUUCAGUGGAUAAUUCAAUGGAGAAGGUGUGUUCGAGGGUGUGUAAAAUUGUUAGGAGUGACGUGUGGGGUGAUGAUGUCGAGAGACAGUUACGGGAAUUUGGUGUUACAUUCUCAAGUGAUAUGGUUAAGAUGGUAUUGCAGAAUGUUGGCGUGGAGCCGACGAAAGCAUUGAUUUUCUUUAGAUGGGUGGAGGAGAGUGGCUUGUUUAAGCAUGAUAAGCUGACUUAUAAUGUUAUGGCCAGGGUGUUGGGGAGGGAAGAUUGUAUCGAUAGGUUUUGGAAAGUUGUUGAUGAGAUGAGAAGCAAUGGUUAUGAAAUGGAGGAGGAGACAUAUGUAAAGGUUUUAGGGCGGUUUUGUAAAAGGAAAAUGACCAAGGAUGCUGUGGAUUUGUAUGAGUUUGCCAUGGCUGGAGCACGUAAGCCUUCGGUCCAUUGUGGUACCUUUCUAUUGAGGAAAGUAGCUGUCAGUAAAGAAUUCGAUAUGCACUUAUUUUCGAGGGUUGUGAGGAUUUUUACUCAGAGUGGGAAUGUGAUGACAAAUUCUAUGCUUCAUGCCGUUCUCAAGUCUUUAACCAGCGUUGGUAGAUUUAGAGACUGCAAUAAGGUUUUGAAAGCAAUGAAGGAAGGUGGGUUUGUGGCUAGCGGUCAUUUACAGAGUAAAAUUGUGUUCAAGGUUAGUAGUUCUGGCAAAAAUGAUGAGGCAAGUGAACUGUUGGAGACUUUGGAAAAAUGUGGAUCCAAUCUUGAUCACGGGACAUGGACUUCUCUCAUAGAGGGACAUUGUGUGGCUGGCAAUCAUGACAAGGCUUCUGAGUGUUUCCAAAAGAUGGUUGAGAAGGAGGGAGUCUCUUCCGCUGGUAAUGCAUUUAACAUUUUGGUAAAUUCUUAUUGCCAAAAGAACAGGGCAAUAGACGCAUGCAUGCUUCUCGUUGGUCUGGUCAAUGUAAAACAGUUAAAGCCUUGUCAUAACACAUAUAAAGAACUGAUAAGCAAGUUACUGGUUCAGGAUGGGUUUAAAGAUGCUUUGAAUCUUUUGGGGUUGAUGAAAAACCAAGGAUUUCCACCUUAUGUGGAUCCAUUUAUCAAGUAUGUAUCGAAGUCUGGAACUGGUGAUGAUGCUAUUGUCUUUCUGAAGGAAAUGACUUCGAAGAGGUUUCCAGCAACAUCUGUGUUCAUCCGAAUGUUUGAAGCCUUCUUCAAGGCUGGAAGGUAUACUGAAGCUCAAAAUCUUCUUUCCAAAUGUCCAGGAUUCAUUCGUAAUCACGCUGAUGUCUUGAAUCUCUUCUGUUCCGUUAAUUCUAGAAAAGGUGUGUCUACGGCUAAUUUGGCUGCUUAGGCGUUAUUACUGGGCUGUAUUUCUGAUUGUAUCACGUCAGGAUAAUGUAGUAUGGUAUUUCUUUCUUGAGGAAAUUUUGGAAUGCAUUUUUUCUUUU